This is a messenger RNA of Solanum tuberosum (potato), 957 nucleotides long. Its product is annotated as vacuolar amino acid transporter 1-like. The annotation marks the transcript as partial. Gene Ontology annotation, biological process: amino acid transmembrane transport. Gene Ontology annotation, cellular component: vacuolar membrane. Lineage: Eukaryota; Viridiplantae; Streptophyta; Magnoliopsida; Solanales; Solanaceae. The record is from RefSeq and is a predicted model, not a curated record. The transcript has a single exon. Gene Ontology annotation, molecular function: L-amino acid transmembrane transporter activity.
ACUCUUUUUUUCUUCUUUCAUAUAGGUAUUGGAAUAAUAUCAGUACCCUAUGCACUUUCACAAGGAGGAUGGUUAUGUUUGAUGCUACUUUUUUUAGUAGCAAUUAUAUGUUGUUACACAGGAAUACUUUUACAAAAAUGCAUGAGUGUUUCACCAUCAAUCAAUACAUAUCCUGAUAUUGGUGAAUUUGCUUUUGGUAACGAAGGAAGAAUCUUGAUAUCAAUUUUCUUAUAUCUUGAACUAUACUUUGUUGCAAUUAAAUUCCUCAUAUUAGAAGGUGACAAUUUGCAAAAAUUAUUCCCAAAUGCAAAAAUUCAUGUUGGUUGUGUUAAAAUUGUUGGAAGGGAAGUUUUUGUGUUAUUAGUUGCUAUUAUAAUAUUGCCAACAACAUGGUUUAAAAGUUUAGGCUUAUUGGCUUAUGUUUCUAGUGGUGGAGUUUUGGCUUCAAUUGUUUUGGUUUUUUCAAUAUUUUGGGUUGGUGCAAUUGAUGGUAUUGGAUUUGAAGAAAAAGGUGUGAUUUGGAGAUGGGAUGGAUUGAUAAGUGCAAUAAGUAUGUAUACAUUUUGUUAUUGUGGUCAUACUGUUUUUCCAACAAUAUGCAAUUCCAUGAAGGAUAGGAAGUCAAUUUCCCAAGGUAAUAAUAUCUUAUUGAUAACAUGUACUAUUAGUCCGGUUUCAGUUUAUGUGGUAUUGUUUGACUAGACAUAAAUCUUAAGAAUAAAAGGUCUUUUGAAAUUUGUGGUUGUAUAACGUUUCAUUAAAGGUGUAAAAGAAAAUUUAAGGUUAUGUUGUUUUUCUAUUAUAAAAAGAUGGAUGAAAGUCUCGAGUUCAAGUAUUGAGUUAUGAAGUCACCUUUGGUAGGAAAUGCUUUACCUUCCAAAAGUGGGAUUUGUUAUGACCAUUUGUCAGAUCACGUAAAGCCGUGUUUGGUUUGCCUUGCAAGUUAUCCAAAGGACA